This is a messenger RNA of Arvicanthis niloticus (Nile rat), 1996 nucleotides long. It is a transcript of the gene Lrrc75a, whose product is annotated as leucine rich repeat containing 75A. The record is from RefSeq and is a predicted model, not a curated record. Lineage: Eukaryota; Metazoa; Chordata; Mammalia; Rodentia; Muridae.
CGCGCCUCCCGCGCGCAACAGUUCCCCCAAAGUUGCGGCCGGGGAGGCGCGAAGCCGGCGGGGGACGCGGCGUUGGCCCGGCGCGCGCAGCCCCAGGCGGGCGGCGGCAUGGGCACUCGGCAGACCAAGGGCAGCCUGGCGGAGAGAGCCAGCCCCGGCGCGGCGCCCGGCCCCCGCCGCGAACGACCCGACUUCUGGGCGUCGCUGCUGCUGCGCGCCGGGGACAAGGCGGGGCGCGCGGGCGGUGGGCUACCCCCCUACCACCGGCGCGUCGGCAUGGUCCAGGAGCUGCUGCGGAUGGUGCGCCAGGGCCGGCGGGAGGAGGCGGGGACGCUGCUGCAGCACCUGCGCCAGGACCUGGGCAUGGAGUCAACCUCCUUGGAUGAUGUGCUGUAUCGCUAUGCCAGCUUCCGGAACCUGGUGGACCCCAUCACGCACGACCUCAUUAUCAGUCUGGCACGCUACAUCCACUGCCCCAAGCCGGAAGGUGAUGCAAUGGGUGCCAUGGAGAAGCUGUGCCGACAGCUGACCUACCACCUUAGCCCUCAUUCACAGUGGAGGAGGCACCGAGGGCUGAAGAGGAAGCCACAGGCCUGUCUUAAGGCCCUCCUAUCUGGGAAUCCUCCAGACAACAUGGUAGAUCUGUCAGGCAUUCCACUGACUUCACGGGACCUGGAACGGGUAACCAGCUAUCUUCAGCGCUGCGGAGAGCAAGUGGACAGUGUGGAGCUGGGCUUCACAGGCCUGACAGAUGACAUGGUCCUACAGCUACUGCCAGCCCUCAGUACCCUGCCCCGUCUCACCACACUAGCCCUCAAUGGCAACCGACUGACCCGGGCUCUGCUGAGGGACCUCACUGACACCCUUAAGGACCCCAGCAAGUUCCCCAAUGUCACAUGGAUUGACCUGGGCAAUAAUGUGGACAUCUUCUCAUUACCACAGCCCUUCCUGCUCAGCCUGCGGAAGCGCUCUCCAAAACAGGGCCACCUACCUACCAUCCUAGAGCUGGGUGAGGGGCCAGGUACUGGGGAGGAAGCCAGGGGAGGUAUGAGUCAGCAGGACCCCACAGGGAGCCCUGUGACACCUGCUAGGGGCCAGGAGAGUAGGGAGGCUGUGAUUCAGACAUGACACAGGGUCCUAACCAGGGAGUCCUGGAUGGCCAAGGCAGGUUAAGGGUCCCUCCUAUGGGGAAUGUCAGCCCUACUCAGCUCUCACCAGGAUGAGAUCAGAAUACUUUUUGUCCUCAAACCCAACUCCCAGUACUUGCUCAAGGGGCUCGGAUGUCUCCAUCUCACUGCCCUCCUAGAACAGUGCACCUGGACCAAAAGUUCUUUAUUGGGCACUUACAAUUUAGACAGGUAACAUAGGCACCUACUCCAAGACAUCUACCUACUUCCCAAUUCCCAGGGCCUUUAAGGCAGUAUGUCUCAGACUAAGUGUGGAAAACCCAGCUCAAGCCGAAGCACUUUUGUUGGCUAGCAACCUGUGUAGGGCAGUCCCUUGCCUAGCUCCCUUACUCAACCAGCACAACUUUUUCAGCUGUUUCAGGUUCUUCUCCCAUUACCUAGUACGUCUUAGCUUUUCAAAAACUCAUUUACCAAGGCUCCAGAACUAGCUAAGUCCUAGUUAGCAAAGAGGAAAAACUGGGGGUUCUUAAUACCCAUUAGCACUCCUAGUCCCCAAUAAUGAGCAACUGCUUGCUCAUCCUACCAAGCCCAAGAGAACUGUCCUGAACUAAGUGGUCAAAAUCUGAACUCAGUUAUGGGGAAGCACAGCCCUACAGGCCAGGUAAGCAAACUAGUUUACAGGAUCUGGACAAGAUGGUUGUCCUUGCAUGGUACUGCAGCCAAGGACAGGAGUGGGCGCCUUACAUGCUUUGGAAUCUUUGCCCAAAGUUGUGACAACAGCCUAGACUGACCACACGUUUACAGUGCUAGAGCUGGACUGACACCUGCCACUCAACUUUACUCUUCAAAUACAUGUUUUUAAGGACCAA